Austrofundulus limnaeus is the source of this 3346-nucleotide messenger RNA. It is a transcript of the gene mapk9, whose product is annotated as mitogen-activated protein kinase 9. The record is from RefSeq and is a predicted model, not a curated record. Lineage: Eukaryota; Metazoa; Chordata; Actinopteri; Cyprinodontiformes; Rivulidae. The transcript is spliced from 12 exons. Gene Ontology annotation, biological process: protein phosphorylation. Gene Ontology annotation, molecular function: ATP binding; MAP kinase activity. Bases 268 to 1530 code for a protein of 420 amino acids.
AUAGACGUCAACCUUGCGUGAUGACGUCACCAAGUUCUCAGUCUCUGCUUGUUGUGGCUCCCUCUGCGCUGCUGCUGGAGUUAGCUUAGAACUAGAGGAAGGUCUGUUAGUCGUGACAGUGAAAACGGUGGUUUUCCGAAACUUUUUCGAUUCACAGCGGUUCCUGAAAGACUGGGAGAGAGUUUCAGUCGAGUCUUGGAUGCAUGGGAGUUCCCUGGGAGCCGCGAACGGAGAAGACAGUCCUGGUGGUCCUGACUGUUCAGCAGGAUGAGUGAGGCCGACGGACAGUUCUACAGUGUCCAGGUGGGAGACUCCACCUUCACUGUCCUCAAGCGCUACCAGCAGCUUCGUGCUAUCGGCUCCGGGGCCCAAGGCAUUGUCUGCUCUGCCCUAGAUACAGUCCUCAGUAUACCAGUGGCUGUGAAAAAGCUCUGUCGGCCCUUUCAGAACCAGACCCAUGCAAAACGGGCCUACAGGGAGCUCGUGCUACUGAAAUGUGUGAACCACAAAAAUAUCAUCCGUCUGAUCAAUGUUUUCACGCCUCAGAAGUCUUUGGAGGAAUUCCAGGAUCUGUAUCUGGUAAUGGAGCUGAUGGAUGCCAGCUUGUGUCAGGUGAUCCACAUGGACCUGGACCAUGAGAGGAUGUCCUACCUGCUCUACCAGAUCCUCUGUGGCAUCAGGCACCUCCACUCAGCUGGCAUCAUCCACAGAGAUCUGAAGCCUAGUAACAUAGUAGUGAAGUCUGAUUGUACUCUGAAGAUCUUGGACUUUGGCCUGGCGAGGACAGCCUGCACUAACUUCAUGAUGACCCCCUACGUGGUAACCAGAUACUACCGAGCCCCCGAGGUCAUCCUGGGCAUGAAGUAUAAGGAGAAUGUGGACCUGUGGUCAGUCGGCUGCAUAAUGGCUGAAAUGAUCUCUCACAAAGUCCUCUUUCCUGGAAAGGACUAUAUCGACCAGUGGAAUAAGGUGAUUGAAAUUCUGGGAACGCCCAGUCUAGAGUUUAUGAACCGACUGAUGGAGACCGUCAGGAACUAUGUGAUGAACAAGCCUCAGUAUCCAGGCGUCAGCUUCGCAGAGCUUUUCCCYGACUGGGCUUUUCCCUCUGAUUCUGAACAUGACAAACUGAAGACGUGUCAAGCCAGGGACUUGCUCUCCAAAAUGCUGGUCGUUGAUCCUGAAUGCCGUAUCUCCGUAGAAGAAGCCCUUCAUCARCCCUACAUUCACGUGUGGUACGACCCCGCAGAGGCAGACGCUCCUCCUCCCCAGAUUUCAGAUAAGCAGCUGGAAGAGAGAGAGCACACCAUUGAACAAUGGAAAGAACUUAUUUAUGAAGAGGUGAUCGACUGGGAGGAGAGGAACAAGAACGGUCUGAUGAAAGAAGACAGCUCAGAUGCGGUGUCAGGCUCCGCUUCCCAGUCCUCCUCGGCCAACGACAUUUCAUCCAUGUCCACGGAGCACACCUUGGCGUCGGACACAGACAGCAGCAGCAUCGACACACUGACAGGGCCGCUGGACGAGAGUCAGUGAGCGCCGCCGUUCGCCACACGAGGGGGUCUGUUCGCUUCCUGCAGUCCUCUGACCCGUUUACAAAGUAUCUGUCAACUAUCCCCUCCUGUUUUUAUUUUUAGCCCCCAAAUCUGGUCUUUCUCUUUAAUUCUUUUAAACCUUAAUGUUGAAAAAAAAAAAAAAAUCUUUACCGUGUGAUUGGGUGGCGCUUUGCCAUCCAGAGGUCAAAUCUAUCUGCGCUAUCUUUUGUGUCAGUUUUGGUUUUCUCUCUUUGUUUUUCUUGGUGAAUGUUGAACUUGAUCAUGCACACAGUUUUUUGGUGUAAGCCUCCAUAAUGGUUUCAGGUUAAUAGGAGAGUGUGUGGCGAAGGAGGGGGCGAGUUGACGUUUGAUCUGUAUGCCUGUAUUUUAAUAGGUUUAUUUUUUUAGAUGUAUUGAGACCAGAGAUUUUUUUGUCAUCAAAUUAGAGCAAACGUAUCUCAGACUCCUGCCGUCAGCCGCCYUCAUGCAUGUUACGCCAAAAAGAACAAAAACGUUAUGAAGCGAUUUGCAUUCGUCUGACGUUCAAACCGUGAUCUGAAAUUAGAUUUUUCUCUAGCACGCUGAGAAUAUUGCUGAUUUCCACAGUGGUGCUUUUUGCACUGUUUCUUUUUAUUAUUAUUAUUUUUUAUUAGCAUGUGUGACGUGGAAUUCAAGCUUUUCCUUCUAACAGCUAGAAGGUGCAGUGGUUUCUGUGUUACAGUUUUACUUCCUGAUAUGAUGUACUGUACGUAAAGCUGUCAAGUUCUGACACUCAGUGGUUAUAGACCCUUUCAUUACAGAUAGAUAAGAUUCAUUAAGACUGUCAACACAUCUGUAGAUAUAUAAACCCUGUUUGACUUAAGGUACCGACUAUCAGUGUGUAAUAUCAAAGGCAGAUCAUAAACCUGUAAGUCUAAAAGAGGAAUAACAUUAUGACACAUGUAUUUAUAUAUUUUGUUUUGUUCUUGCAAAAUUUUGCACACAAACCACACUGAAGCCCGUGAAACUUGUCAGCCUCCUGUUAAAGCAUUUAAUAGAAAAGCACGAGUCGCUCUUUUCUGAACCAUUCCUUUAGUUGUGAAGAGUUCCAAAACAAACCAUGAAAUCUGUCAUAAACAACACACAAACACAGAAACAAGAAUCUUGUUGAGCUUGCAUGAAGGCAUCCCACCUGUAAGAUACUGUAGAUUUUGUCAUAAAAUAAGUCCAUUCAGGUCUGUUUUUAUUAUUUUUUCACUUUAAGUACCAUCAUGAUGCUGUUUGGUUCCAAAAGCCUGACUGCAUUUUUUUCUUGCCUUCUAAGCCUUUAUGUGUGUUUGUGAUAUUGGUUUGUACUGUGCAUCACUCUUAUUGUUAUCUCGAGUCAUUUUUAAGAAAGCCCAGUUUGUAAAUGAAGAGCGCUUGGAUGAAGUGUGCCCAYCAACAAAGCGCACGCAGUCGUUCUAAAAUAGUUCAAGAGUCGGGGGAGUCUUUGACUAGAAUCCGGACCCUGCAACCUAAAGAGGAACCUUUUUUAAAUGAACUGCAGAGCUACCUUUUUUUCCCUAACUGAUUGCACAGUGUGUUGGACAAGCAGAAAUAUGACACUACAGAAUCACAGAGGACACCAUGUUGUACACAACCAUGAUUUUAUUCCUUCUGUCAUGCCUUAAAAAAAACAAAAAAAACAAAAUCCUGAUGAGUGGCCAAGUCGUUCUCCAAACCCUCAGCUCUUCUUAGAGCUCAGAGAUGUCCCAGGUGAUUGUCAUGACCACAACAUUAUCACUUGGCCAAACAUCUUUUCCCCAUACUCAGACUAAUAAAGUGGACAUCAGUGA